UCGCGCGGUGCGAGCAGUGCCAAGCAGCGGGGCAGCAGGAGACAGGCACAUCGAAGAAGGCAGUGCAGCGCCAUCUCUCGUCCAGCGACAGAGCUGCGGAGUUUUUAUUCCGACUCGGGCCGCCGACACCGGGACCCAUUCGAACCACCGACGCCGUCUCAUAGAAACCGUUCCCCGCCAGCAACAGCAGCCAUCGCCAUGUUGAACGCCCGCGCCUGGGCCAUCGCCCUGCUCGCGCUGCUUGUGCUGAGCGUCACCUCAGCUGCCAAGGGCACGCCCCAGUUCGUGCCCAACGGACGGUACGGUCGCCGGAGCGUCACGCCGCCUCUCGCUGGUGUAUCCAGAGACCUGACGGUGAACUUCUUCGGCGACUCGAGCAUAUCCUGCACCUACACGGGAUUCGCGGACAUCUACAGGUGUUCCAGGAAAGCUUCCGAGGAUUACAAGGACACGUCGUUCGAAUGAAAGCGACCACCGGCCGACCCCUCCAGCGGCGGUGACAUCCGACUUCUCCACGAUCUUGCUCGCUACAAUGAAAAAGCGCAAGAAGACAUGACGAAGGAAAAUGGCAGCACACCUGAAUUUUUUUUUUUUCGACAGAUCCCGCCGACUUUCCUUUAGCUAAGACAACGUAUAUACUAAACCACGAGGUGCUAAGCGAUGAGACAUCCUGUUAAGAAAAAACAAGUACAUUCGUUCCUCCUGGCCUAUUUGUAAAACGAGGCAAUACCCAAUACGCUCGACUGUGAGAAUUUAUUCCGAGCUCGCGAACAAUGAAAAGUGGAGGAUAUGUCUGCCAACAAGUAAUAUAAUGCGCAUAAUGAAAGUAUCGCGGGCUCAUUUCUGAGACCGUCCCUGCCCCAUUUACUUCAUUUUCGAUUCGACACCCUCCCUCCCCCUUCCAUCCUGUGCUGAAAUAAACGACUAUGAAUUCACGUUUGACGCGAGGUUUGUCAUCGGCUUCUUGAUUGCUUGUAUUACACCCUAUAGCGUCUCAUAGUACAGAGCCGAUGCUACUGUGAUCCAAUGACUUCCCCGGACGAGCGAAGGAGCUGGCCGGCAAAAGCUCGCAAAAUGGCUGCACUGCGUCCUCUUGAAUACUGUUUGGCAGAGUAACAUACAUAUUAUAUAUAUAUAUAUAUAUAUAUAUAUAUAUAUAUAUAUAUAUAUAUAUAUAGUCGAUUUAAAGUCUCCAUACAAUUGUUUCAUGCAAAUUUGGCUCUGCUCGUUUCGCAGUGAGUGUUCCGCUUGCCUCCAAGCGUGUCCCGCUUUGUUCCUGAAUUGGGCCCUCUUUACCAGGGAAUUAUACCGGAGUUAUUUCGUCCAAGCAAGCGCGCCUUAGUCAUCCAAGCCUUUCAGGCGCUUUUCGUAAUCCUCUUAGAAAACGCGUCGAAUUAUCGCCGCAAACCUAUAUAGGCGGGCUGAGGACGCGUCCAGCUGUAAAGCGUAACUAUCUCGAACGUCCGGAUUAUAGCCGCGCUACGGCCGUUAACAUUUGAAAAUUGAGAGCGAACUCUGUAGUCUCUAGAGUUUAUAAGUUUCUUACCUGAGCUCGCCGAAUAUAGUGUUAAUAAAGCUUUACAUCAACACCACCGGCCCAUACCGACUCUUAAUGAACGUAUCUUAGGACUUUGUUCUUUCACGGGAUAGCUGGUAAUUUCUCGAACGCUCGGCGCUUUUCCAGCGAUGAUGUGCAGUAUCGCAUUACUCAGACUAUACGUAUAUCCCCAAGAUUUUAAAUUCAGACAAGAGAGUUUUUGAUUUGCAUGUGAGAGGAUUGUAAAAAGAAUAUACGCGCGCGUGGUGGUUCGGUGAUCACAGCGUCCUUAUUCUGCACAACCUCCCUCAUUCCGUGGAGAACUGCCCUUCCGUUACCCAGCGGCUCUCCGUCGUCACUCGAUUCCCCAUUGGCAUUCUCAUAAACUUAACCUGCGACCCAUGCGUUUUGCUUAACAUUGCUUUUUUUUUGUCCAGCUAUCUCGCGCAAAGCACAAGAUACAGGUUCGAGGACUCUUUGACCACGCGUCAAACGUGAAUGCGAAUGAAUACUUAGUAUCGCCGACAAGCUUUAUUAUAGAGCAAAACGAAAUAACCCCAAGUCCCUGUGUGCGAUGAGCCCCACUUUGUAUCUUUCCUCUGUAGUCAGGGCGCACAACCUGCGAGACAAUCCCCUAAGAAGCGGCUUCUCCGAAACAUGACGGCAUCCUUAUCUUCUUGUGCUGGGACACCGUUCAAGCUGGAUAAUAUUCUGUAUUAAAUAAAGGUGACGCAUAUAUUCCA
Messenger RNA from Dermacentor silvarum, 2280 nucleotides. Its product is annotated as RYamide neuropeptides-like. The record is from RefSeq and is a predicted model, not a curated record. The coding region runs from base 199 to 465 and encodes 88 amino acids. The transcript is spliced from 4 exons. Lineage: Eukaryota; Metazoa; Arthropoda; Arachnida; Ixodida; Ixodidae.